GAUAUCUGUUCAAUGAAAAAUGAUACUGGACCAUGUAAGGCUUAUAUGCCACGCUGGUUUUUUAACAGUCAAACCAAACAGUGCGAGGAGUUUAUAUAUGGUGGUUGUUCUGGAAACAAUAAUAACUUCAUGACCAGAGAGGACUGUUGUAAUUCUUGUAGUGCAGGU
Molecule: messenger RNA, 168 nt
Organism: Lottia gigantea (owl limpet)
Lineage: Eukaryota; Metazoa; Mollusca; Gastropoda; Lottiidae
Exons: 1
Molecular function (GO): serine-type endopeptidase inhibitor activity
Source: RefSeq, a predicted model, not a curated record